Messenger RNA from Dioszegia hungarica, 1080 nucleotides. RefSeq lists its product as uncharacterized. The record is from RefSeq and is a predicted model, not a curated record. The transcript is spliced from 2 exons. Lineage: Eukaryota; Fungi; Basidiomycota; Tremellomycetes; Tremellales; Bulleribasidiaceae. Bases 1 to 1080 code for a protein of 359 amino acids.
AUGACUGACCAAGCACCACUCGCAGCGUCCCUACCACAGCGCUCUUCUAUUCCUCCCAUGAACCGACCCAAGACGAGACGCGAGCCAUCGGGCGUUUCAGCUUUGAAUGAGGGACAGCCCGCCUACUACAGUCCUGUACCAGAUGAGCGUAUCUGGCCAGACUCGGACUCGGAGUUUGAGUUCAAUCCCGAAGACCUUCAAUGGGACGUAGGUGGUGCCGACGAUGAAGGCGAGCAUCUUGACAAAGGCGACGAUAGCUCUGACUAUUCUUACAACGAGUCCGCCACUCAACACGAGCUUCAGGUGGGCGCCUCAGCGCUCCCAUCGGACCAUAUGGAUACCGAUAUCAGCGCCAAUAAAGGCCUCACCAAGGCCCAGAAUCUCCGAAACCAGAUGAAGCAAAGGCUGAGAAUACUCAUGAAUCGAGGUAUACUUCGCAGCUCCGUCACCACUGCCCUCGCCAUUCCCCUGUGGUAUCUCGAUAAGAUUAUCAAGUCAACAAGCGAUUCGGUUCCCGGUCAGAGAAAGUACGAGGGAUAUGCGAUACAUAAGUUACCCAGACGAAGCAUCAGCAAGGCCGAAAGGCGCGCGGGGAUGUACUCUUUCCUGGACCCGAAGACCGCAAGCAAGGCUGGCAUGCUCCUGAAGGUGCUUCUUACGAGUGAGAGUAACACGCCGAGGCCCGCUCGGAUCUCAAAGCGUACGGGAGCCACUCUGCCCAGCCGCCGGUCUAGAGUGGGGAGCUACGGUCAACAUCUCGGACGACUGGCAGCUGCGUAUUUCACGCUUGAUGAUCGAGGGGUCCGCUGUACCAGGGAUGUGGACACACGUCGUGUAAAGCUCAAUUGGCUCAGGGACGUACUCGAGCGGACGGACCCGGAGACCGCGACUGGGGCUGGAGAGGCGGGCAAGGUGCGGACCCGGUUCGUCAUACACAACACAGCUCCGAAAGGCGAACCGAUGGCGCCUAUCCUACUCGAUUUGGGGGAGACAAUCGGUUCUGAUGAUGAGGGCGAGACGGUCUCUUUGGUUUCCGGCCAGUGGAUCAACAAAUAUCGUGCAACGCGGGGCGACAGAUAG